AUACAGGUGCCACACUUCCUCAACACAGAAUCACAGAGCGAAAAACCGAGAGGAAGAAAAGAGUAACUUUCAUGAAGCUGUGGUGAAGAAGAGGCGCAGCUGACUUUGCAGUACGAGGUUCCUCUGGCACUCAUCACCAUGGCUCCUUUCCUGAGGAUCGCCUUUAACUCAUUUGAUAUGGGCAUAUUGCCACCUUCAACUGACCAGCCCUUCUGUGCAAUCAAGUUGAAGGAAGCUUUGACUACAGAACGAGGUAAAACAUUGGUUCAGAGAAAGCCUACCAUGUACCCGGCUUGGAAAGCCAGCUUUGAUGCACAUAUCUACGAGGGCCGUGUGCUCGAGAUAUUGCUUAUGAAGACAGCGGAGGAGCCACUUGCAGAGGUCACUGUCGGUGUCUCUGUUCUGGCUGAGCGCUGCAAGAAAGCCAACGGGCGUGCCGAAUUCUGGGUGGAUCUCCAUCCUUCAGGGAAGGUGAUGAUGGCAGUGCAAUAUUUUUUAGAGGAUGUGGAUACAGAAAGUAAGCAUGCUGUCAAGGAGGAAGAGGCUCCUACACUGAACCGUAGACGAGGGGCCAUUAAGCAAGCGAAGAUCCACUUCAUAAAGAACCAUGAGUUCAUCGCUACGUUCUUCAGACAGCCCACUUUCUGCUCCGUGUGCAGAGAAUUUGUGUGGGGACUCAACAAACAAGGCUACAAAUGCAGACAAUGCAAUGCAGCAAUCCAUAAGAAGUGCAUCGACAAGAUCAUUGGCAGAUGCACUGGUACUGCAGCUAACAGUCGGGAUACCGUGUUCCAAAAGGAGCGGUUUAAGAUCGACAUGCCCCACCGUUUCAAGAUCAACAACUACAUGAGCCCCACUUUCUGCGACCACUGUGGGAGCCUGCUUUGGGGUCUGGUCAAACAGGGCCUGAAGUGUGAAGACUGUGCCAUGAAUGUUCAUCAUAAGUGUCAGGACAAAGUGGCCAACCUCUGUGGGAUCAAUCAGAAGCUGUUAGCUGAAGCAUUAACACAAGUCAGUCAGAAAUCCACCCGUCGCUCAGAUCCUAACCUGCCUGGUCUCGCUGAUAUUGGAAUAUAUGAUGAAGUGAACAAACAACCUGUCCUUGAGAACAAUGAUGGAUCUCCUUACGGCAGACUGUGGGAGGGACCUACCCAAAGACCACAGUCUCGUAUCACCCACUUGACUCGUGUCAAUGUUGACAACUUUGUCUUCCACAAGGUUUUAGGAAAAGGCAGCUUUGGCAAGGUCCUCCUUGCCGAACUGAAGGGCCGUGGAGAGUACUUUGCUAUAAAGGCUUUGAAGAAGGAUGUGGUUCUGAUGGAUGAUGAUGUCGAGUGCACUAUGGUGGAGAAAAGGGUCCUAGCUUUAGCUUGGGAAAACCCCUUCCUCACCCACGUUUACUGCACCUUCCAGACUAAAGAGCAUCUGUUCUUUGUGAUGGAGUAUCUGAAUGGAGGCGAUCUGAUGUUUCACAUUCAGGAAAAAGGGCGCUUUGAUCUUUACAGAGCUACGUUUUACUCUGCUGAGAUCUUAUGCGGCCUUCAGUUCUUGCAUUCUAAAGGGAUCAUCUACAGAGAUCUUAAAUUAGAUAAUGUGAUGCUGGAUCAUGAGGGCCACAUAAAGAUAGCUGACUUUGGCAUGUGUAAGGAGAACGUGUUUGGGGAGAAUCGGGCCACGACUUUCUGUGGUACUCCUGACUACAUUGCUCCUGAGAUCCUGCUGGGGCAGAAGUACUCCUUCUCAGUCGACUGGUGGUCAUUUGGGGUGUUGCUGUACGAGAUGCUGAUCGGUCAGUCACCUUUCCACGGCGACGAUGAGGAUGAGUUGUUUGAGUCCAUCCGCAUGGACACUCCCCACUAUCCUCGUUGGAUCAACAAGGAAGCCAAAGAUUUGCUUGAACGGUUGUUUGAGAGAGAUCCGUCGCACAGGCUAGGGGUUGUUGGAAACCUGCGCUCACACUCCUUCUUUAAGACCAUUGACUGGCAGUCCUUGGAGAGGAGAGAGGUUGACCCACCCUUCAAACCCAAAGUGAAAGCACCAAACGACUGCAGCAACUUCGAUCGUGAGUUCCUCAAUGAGAAGGCGCGGCUCUCUUACAGCGAUAAGAAUUUCAUAGACUCCAUGGACCAGUCUGCAUUCGCUGGCUUCUCCUUCAUAAAUCCCAAGAUGGAGCACCUUCUAGAGAAGUGAUAGUUUUCUAUCAUCAGACUCAGGAGUUUCUCCUGUUGUUUUGGGAUCUUUUUUUUCCCAACUUACAGACAAAUAAAGUCUUCCUCAAAUUAAUCAGUAUUUAUGUAACUUUUAUUUGAGGUGCAAACUAUUCCCUAUUGGUACAUAUAGAAACAAAAUGCCUGUACUGUAUAUACUGAUGUCAUCGUCUUUUUGUGCAUGCUUAUUAUUGGUUAUGGCUGUGAAAGCCUUUAUGAAUAAUAAUAAUAUGGUGGGAGGCUGAAAAUCCUAUCCUUUCACUUCAUGUAACAUCAGUGCUACUAUCUUCAGCCUUUGUGUUUCCUUCUUCACCUCCAACUGGGUGUAAAUGGAGAUAGUGAAUAAUAGAAGGAGGAAACGGCUCAUUGUGUAAACAGUACUGUGUAUUUCAGUUGUAGAUUAAUCAUGUAAAUCAGGUGAGUGCAUGUGAAUGGCUCAGAACAACAGCAUUUCAAACUGUAGAUAAAUAAGGAUAUUAUCUCUGAAACCUCUGAGUUGUUGCUUUUGACUUGACCGCUUUAAAGUACAAUAAGAUUCAGCUUAGGUCGUGUUCUUGACCGAAGAUGAAAAGAUUAAAUUUAAACACCACCGGCUGCCCAUUGCUGUAUCGAAUGCUGCUAUAUGUAGAGGCUGGGGAAGUAUUUGAUACAGAGAGAUUGAUAAUAAUGUUAUCUGAAUGUAGCUAUGCAGUCAAGUCUAGCUAAAUUGCUGUGUAAAAAUGUUUUAGAUGUAUAUUUCUGUAACGUGCAUUGGUUCGGUAAUGAUGUAUUUUCCUUUUUUUUUUUACCAUCUCCAUAUUAACAUCCGAUUUUUAAAAAACAGUCAGCUCCUGAGAUUGCUGCUUUUUUGUAUGUAACAAUAAAGCUAUUAGAGGUGUAGCUAUACACAUUCUAUGGGUGAAUUCUUAUUAAAAUGAUCACAUUAGUUUUGAGUUUGUACAUGGGGAACAAAUGUUUUCAACACUUUUAUUUCAAGGUUAAAUAUAUGUAUUUUGUUAGAUAUUUUAUGUAAAAGACCAUCAGAGAAUGAAGCAUAAAUACGAAAUAAAACUAAAGAAACUUAUGGUUAC
This is a messenger RNA of Cyprinodon tularosa, 3277 nucleotides long. RefSeq names its product protein kinase C, delta a (gene prkcda). Bases 139 to 2190 code for a protein of 683 amino acids. The record is from RefSeq and is a predicted model, not a curated record. Gene Ontology annotation, biological process: intracellular signal transduction; peptidyl-serine phosphorylation. The transcript has 18 exons. Gene Ontology annotation, molecular function: diacylglycerol-dependent serine/threonine kinase activity; ATP binding. Lineage: Eukaryota; Metazoa; Chordata; Actinopteri; Cyprinodontiformes; Cyprinodontidae.